Entelurus aequoreus (snake pipefish) is the source of this 2227-nucleotide messenger RNA. Its product is annotated as LHFPL tetraspan subfamily member 7 protein. Gene Ontology annotation, cellular component: membrane. The transcript is spliced from 3 exons. Bases 318 to 1064 code for a protein of 248 amino acids. The record is from RefSeq and is a predicted model, not a curated record. NCBI's taxonomy places the organism in Eukaryota, Metazoa, Chordata, Actinopteri, Syngnathiformes, Syngnathidae.
ACAGGCGUGCGCGUUAUUGGCUCGGACCGAAGAGAAUGAGCGCGCUCCUCCACCUGCGCGCACACAUGUGGGUGUGACAGGCCAUUUGUGAGUCCUGUUCCCGCGCCUGAGUGCGACUCCACUGGACUUGGACUUCAACCUUCGCCACAUAGUUCGGAUGUCGGAACCUUUUUUGGCUUCACUUAUGAAGAAGGCAACACGCGCGCUGCAGCACUUCCGCGCCGGACUCCCGUGGAUUGUGACUUGCUGAUGUAGUGUUGCUAAAAGCUAAAUAGCACCAAAGUAGACUUUUAUAGACAUAUAUCUAUAUCUGUGGGAUGCAAAUGAAUUGGCUUCUGGGACGGCAGAAGAAAAACGAGGAAGAAUUCGUGUUCAGGAGCUGUCCGUGUGUGGGCUUUUCGCCCCACGCCACCAUGUUCAGCUGCGUGGGCUGCUUCUGGGUGCUUCUCUCGUCCGUCCUGGUCGCCGUGUGCAGUUUCAGUUUCAUUUCUCCUGCCUGGAUUGUGAAGGAGCAGCUGAGGAACAACAACCACCAUCCUCCUCCUCCUCCUCCUCCUCCUCUCCAUCAUCACUCCAACAAGGACUCCGUGAGCCUGGGCUUGCUGUGGCACUGCUCCGAGUCCGUGGACCACAUGUACCGCUGUUACACCUUCGGAGGGCUGGGCAAAUUUGCAGAGAUCCCAUCCAGUUCUUGGCAGACCAGUGCGGUGCUCUGCUCGGGAGGGUGCGCUCUGCUUGCCGUCAGCUCCCUGUUGGCCAUCAUCACCAUCUUCCUGCCCGGCGGAGGAUGUGAGAGGAGGAUCUGCACCCUGGCUGGAUACAUGCAGAUGGCUGCAGUGUUCAUCAUGGCUGCAGGACUGCUGGUGUACCCCUUUGGGCUCAACUCUUCACUAGUCAGAUCUUUUUGUGGAAACUCUGACAUCUACAAUGCUGGCGAGUGCCAAAUCGGAUGGGGAUAUAUGUUGGCCAUAGUUGGAGUCAUGCUUACUGUCUUUUUGCCCUUUUUUGCCAAAUAUGCACCAAAGGAGCAGCUGUCUCCCACCCCUUUGCCCACAAUUUUAUAGUCUAUUACCUUCCUCUAAACUGGAUUUAAUGGAUAAAACCUUGGAUUUUUCAAAUAUGAUGCUGUCUCGGAAACAUGUGAUCAUCGUCUUUCUACAGUACUGUAUGUCAUUUAGGUGAAAAUACUUCUGUCAGGUUUAAUCUAAACUGAUAAACUAAUAAUUUUCCUGGAGGUGCUGUUGAAAAAUGAAAGUACUUUUGAAGUGAUAUAUUUCUCAGCAUUUUUCGUAUUUCACUUCUCUGCUGAACAAUUCCAAGAAUGGAAAUUGUGUGAUCAAAGACGCUGCAGUUUUUUUUUUUUACUGAAUCAUUCCAUUAUUCAGCAUAGAUGUUCCGAGUAACAUCAGACAUGGAUUAACAGUUUUUAUUUUAAACUGGGAGACAUUGACCUGACGCGGUCCAACUGUAAAUAUGAAAGUUGAAGCUGAAAAGUUUCUAAAAAUGACUUAAAAGAACUCAAGAGGAGCGUUUGGAAGAGUCUACUAUUUGUUGGGUUUUGGUGUGUCUUCUUUAAAGGAUCAUAAUUAACACAGUAAGUGGUGAGUAGUAGGCCUCGUGUCCAAAAUGUCAACCUUUCCUCUUUGAAUUAUUUGUGUGUAUAUUGCUUGUUAAGUGUAAGUAUUUUUCUCUUGUAUACAGCAAAUAAUACUUCAGGACAAACAUGACUCCAGAAGGCAGGGAGAUAGUGUUGGGAUUCUGUCCAAUUGCAUGAGAAAUGUGUAAAUGGUGGACAACAGCUCUAUAUUUCAAUGUGAUGUGACCGACCUGUGCCUUUAAAUAUAACAAAGAUGGGUGUUACAUACAAUUAUCAGGUUGCCGUUUCAGCUAUUUUCUCAUUCUAAAGUGAGUCCUGUUUUUUGAGGCUUUUUUCCCUCCAUUUUUUACAUACCUUAUGCAGUAUGAUCUCAUUAACAUGGGAACAUGAUUAUAGAAAAAGCACUUUUUAAUCCUGUUUUAUAAUUACUUGGAACCACAAGAAGCAAGCAAACUACUAAUUACAGCGUGCCACUUUCCAGUUAAUCUAAGCCUUCUGGCACCUUUGUUCUAUUUGAUUAACAAUCCAAGUGGUGGACAAAUUAUUAAAUUUCAAAAAUCUUAUCUGUGCUGACACAUUAUACUUAUGUAGGGGUUCAAAUAAGGCAUUAUCUUCAGCACCCCACUUGUC